Molecule: messenger RNA, 1762 nt
Organism: Camellia sinensis
Lineage: Eukaryota; Viridiplantae; Streptophyta; Magnoliopsida; Ericales; Theaceae
Product: ATP synthase gamma chain, chloroplastic
Biological process (GO): proton motive force-driven ATP synthesis
Cellular component (GO): chloroplast thylakoid membrane
Molecular function (GO): proton-transporting ATP synthase activity, rotational mechanism
Source: RefSeq, a predicted model, not a curated record
CUCUCUCUCUCUCGCUCACUCCACCUCUCAUUUCACUCCUUCCCUCCACACCAGUAGAACUGUAAUCCCACUCCCACUCAGCUAAGAUUAAAAACAUACCAAACCCACAUCACAUACUCUCUCUCUCUCUCUCUCUCCUCUUCCUUCUCCAUCUUUGAUUCUCUGCAUAUGCUAAAAAAAUUCACAGCAAACUCAAAACCAUGUCUUGCUCAAAUCUAACAAUGCGAGUCUCUUCAAACCCAUCUCUCUCCGAUGCCUCUCCUCUCUCUUUUCGCUCUGUUCUCAACCCAUUUCAGCUCCCAAUUCAAAAUUCACCCAUUUCCAGCCCCUCUAGAUCAUCAUCUGUGAACCCAAUUCACUGCAGUCUUCGCGACCUUCGAGCCCGAAUCGCGUCAGUCAAGAACACCAAGAAGAUCACCGAAGCGAUGAAGCUCGUUGCUGCAGCGAAAGUUCGAAGAGCUCAAGAAGCUGUUGUCAAUGGAAGACCUUUCUCAGAGACUCUUGUUGAAGUUCUUUAUAGCAUCAAUGAACAGCUUCAAGCAGAGGAUGUUGAUGUGCCUCUCACCUCUGUCAGGCCAGUCAAAAAGGUUGCUCUGGUUGUUGUCACAGGCGAUCGAGGCCUCUGUGGGGGUUUCAACAACCAAAUCAUCAAAAAAGCCGAAUCACGAAUCGCAGAUUUGAAGAAUUUGGGCGUAGAUUACACUGUGAUUAGUGUUGGGAAAAAGGGUAAUUCAUAUUUUAUCCGAAGGCCUUAUAUCCCGGUCGAUAAAUUCUUUGAAAAAGGCAAUUUACCGACCGCGAAAGAAGCUCAGGCGAUCGCCGACGAUGUUUUUUCGCUCUUUGUGAGCGAAGAAGUCGAUAAAGUUGAGCUUUUGUACACGAAAUUCGUGUCGUUGGUUAAGUCUGAUCCUGUGAUUCAUACUCUGCUUCCCCUGUCUCCAAGGGGGGAGAUUUGUGAUGUGAAUGGGAUUUGUGUCGAUGCUGCCGAGGAUGAGUUCUUCAGAUUGACAACAAAAGAAGGGAAAUUGACAGUGGAGAGAGAUGUUGUGAGGACUCAAACUAUUGAUUUUUCGCCAAUUUUGCAAUUCGAGCAAGACCCGGUUCAGAUUCUUGAUGCUCUGCUUCCCCUGUAUUUGAACAGCCAAAUCUUGAGGGCGUUGCAGGAGUCUCUGGCUAGUGAGCUUGCUGCUAGGAUGAGUGCCAUGAGCAAUGCCACCGACAAUGCUGUCGAAUUGAAUAAGUCGCUAUCGAGUGUGUACAAUCGGCAGCGACAGGCGAAGAUCACCGGAGAGAUAUUGGAGAUUGUCGCCGGAGCCGAUGCCCUAGUCUAACAACCUCAUGAUAGCAUGAUUUUGAAUAACGGCAUCGGGGAUAUGUAUCAGUUUUGACGAUACGGUUAUAUAUGAGCUGAUAUAUAGGUGUAUCAGUACCGAAAGUCUAAAAUCGCGAUAUCGUAUCAACCAAUAUCGAAAUUUAUCUAUCAAUGAAUAUUGAUAUCAAAAGUCUAAAAUCCUGAUAUCAUAUCGGCCGAUAUUUAAAAGCCAUGCUCCUGAGAGUGAUGAUAUAGUUUAUUUUUUGCUUUAUUUAUGCGGGUUUUUGCUUAUUUUAUUGAAUUAUGCUUGUGCAAGAACAAACUAUGUAGAUCUUUAGAUACAUGUAAUUCUCAAUUGCUCACAAACAUUGCGUUUUGGAACAUCUUUGUAUACGGCUAUUUUGUUUUUUGCCCCUCAUAUAUAAUACGUGUGUUAUUUGGAGUUCUCAC